UAUUGCCAGGCCGGCGUUCGGGGCUUGUAUCCUCUCGGCUCUACACGUGGGCUGCUGUAGGUGUUCUGGCCCGUAAUUCUUCCUGUUGGCGUGGAGCAGCCACAUCGAAGGACAGAGUGGCAGCGGAGGUCAAGGGUCGUGAGCUGAUGGAGUUUGCUGGUGAAAAUGAAGGAACGUCGGGAGGAGGUCUCCAGAGUGUAGCUGAGGGGGCGCGGUUAAGUCCCAAGUCGGGUAGGGAGGAAGUCAGGGACUUAGCAGGGAUGGAGAAGGCCGGCGGUGGAGAGGAGGGGAAUGGGCCAACAGGAACGAUGAAGACAGGAGAUGGAGAGAAAGGAAGUGGACAAAGGGCAGGGGAGAUGGGCAUGGACUUACCGGUUGUGAAACAAGAGGUUAUGGACUGGCCAGAAAUAGAAGGCACGUUGGAUGGCCAGUGGGUUAAGCAGGAGGUGGAGGAUAGGCCUGAGGUGAAGGAAGAGAAAACAGGCAUAUUGGAGGUGAAGCAGGAGAUGCAGAGUGGUAGGGUGAUAAAAGAAGAGAAGAUGGAUGAGCCAGAGGUAAAGGAAGAGAAAGUGAAGGUGAAGGAAGAGUUAAUGGACUGGCCAGAAGUGAAGGAAGAGAGGAAGGAUAACUUGGAGAUAAAACAGGAGGAGGUGUUUGUUGGUCAGAACGUAAAAGAGGAGGAGAUGAUGGAUGGAGUGCUUGUAAAAGAAGAGAAGGAUUUCCUGAAGAAAGAAGUGAUGGAUGAUACGGAGGUGAAAGAAGAGCUUCAGAUAAAUCACCGGCUGGGCUGCAAGCGGAAACUGGCCAUGUCAAGGUGUGAAACUUGUGGUACGGAAGAAGCAAAGUACAGAUGUCCACGUUGCAUGCGAUAUUCCUGCAGUUUGCCCUGUGUAAAGAAACACAAAGCAGAAUUGCUGUGUAAUGGAGUUCGAGAUAAAACUGCUUAUGUAUCAAUACAACAGUUCACUGAAAUGAAUCUCCUAAGUGAUUAUCGAUUUUUGGAAGAUGUGGCGAGAACAGCAGACCAUAUUUCUAGAGAUGCUUUCUUGAAAAGACCAAUAAGCAAUAAACAUAUGUACUUUUUGAAAAAUCGUGCACGAAGGCAAGGUAUUAACUUAAAACUUCUACCCAAUGGAUUUACCAAGAGGAAAGAGAAUUCAACAUUUUUCGAUAAGAAAAAACAACAGUUUUGUUGGCAUGUGAAGCUCCGAUUUCCUCAAAGUCAAGCUGAAUACAUAGAAAAAAGAGUACCAGAUGAUAAAACUAUUAAUGAAAUCCUAAAACCUUACAUUGAUCCUGAAAAGUCUGACCCUGUAAUCCGUCAAAGGUUGAAAGCCUACAUUCGCUCUCAGACUGGGGUCCAAGUUUUAAUGAAGGUCGAAUAUAUGCAGCAAAAUUUAGUAAGAUAUCAUGAACUAGAUCCCAAUAAAAGUCUCCUAGACAAUUUGAGAAACAAAGUAAUCAUUGAGUACCCAACAUUACAUGUGGUAUUGAAAGGAUCCAGUAAUGACAUGAAAGUUCUUCACCAAGUGAAAAGUGAAUCUACCAAGAAGCUUGACAAUGAAAAUUGAGCACUUUUUCUGUGGAAGAAGGUGAAAAUUUUGAGACAGUUGCAGAGGACUAUGCAUUGAUGGACUGUUGGAUGAUUUGGGUAUUAUCAACAGAUGAUUGGAACUUUUUGUUUGUCUAAAAAGUAAUUAAAUAAUCUAAACUUUUAAAAAAAUGUAUUUUAUAGCCUGUUGAAUUAUAUAAGGCCAGAGCCCCUUAGUCAUAUUAAGAACUCUGGUCAGCAUACUGCUUCGUAGGCCCUGGCUUUUAAUAUGCUUAAUUCCAUAUGCUGAAAACUUUUUUAUUUGUUAGUGUGAUGUAACACCAAACCUAAGGAUCACCUGUGUCAACCACAAAGUUGGCAUUCUCUUUAGCAGAACCUCACUGAACAGAAAGGCCAUGUGAUGUACCAUCUAACCACAGGAGAAGAACUAAUCUUCCAUCAGUUGCCCAUUCUUGGCUUUGAGGUUUGUAUGUAAAUUAUCACUUCUGAGACAACUUUCAUACUUGGAAAACUCCCCAUACGAUGUCUUGUACCGGGAAGGUGAAUAAAUACCAUUAACAACUAUUUUCUUAUAUUCCGUUCAGAAAAUCAGUGGCUCCACAUUGUUUGAACCAUCAGUGCUAGGAAUUUGGAUCUACUUUUUCAUACAAUGAGCUAUGUCUUACGAAUUCUGUGCCUUUCAUCACAUUCCCAGUCCACUCUCAUCAUUACCACACAGGGAUGUUGUGAUGACCAGUUUUAUACUGUGUUUUGAUGUGUGUAGCAAUAACUAAAGAAAAAAAACCUUGGAACUCUUCAAUGUGUUAUUGAAAUGUAUAUGUAUGUAUUCAUGUAUAUACAUGGCUUAAUUUAUACCCUAUGGCAGCUCUGUAUACAUUAUGAUCUCAUAUAUUGAAAAGUUUCCUAAUUUUAUUGGAAUUUAUACCAUUAUGAAAAUAUAAUGUGACUAUGAAAGAGUAAAAGAUUAUUACAUCUGUA
Lemur catta (Ring-tailed lemur) is the source of this 2530-nucleotide messenger RNA. RefSeq names its product zinc finger HIT-type containing 6 (gene ZNHIT6). Lineage: Eukaryota; Metazoa; Chordata; Mammalia; Primates; Lemuridae. The record is from RefSeq and is a predicted model, not a curated record. The transcript is spliced from 10 exons. Gene Ontology annotation, cellular component: nucleus; pre-snoRNP complex. Bases 147 to 1571 code for a protein of 474 amino acids. Gene Ontology annotation, biological process: box C/D snoRNP assembly; snoRNA localization; maturation of LSU-rRNA from tricistronic rRNA transcript (SSU-rRNA, 5.8S rRNA, LSU-rRNA).